CAGCAGCAGAGCAGAGCAGUAAAGUUUUCUUACAACACACCAAGUUCAGUGUGUGUUCUUCGCGUUCGGCUGACUGACUGUUUUGUGGUGUGCUCCGAUCCGCGGCGGUCCCGUACGGUCCUCGGUGUGUGCGGCGGCGGCGGUGAGAAGAAUCACCUCCCCCAGCAGAAGAGGAGAAGGAAAGAGUGAAGAAGCAGGCAGCCGAGCCAGCAGCAGCAGCAGCAGAGCUCUCGGUCUCGGUCGCAGGCAAAAGCAGAAUAAGUAAAAAGACUAAACGCCGUUCUUUUUAAUGGCUGCCUGAAAAUUUGGACUGAAAUUCGAGUGAAAAGUGACUGAAUUGGUGAAGAAUCAUGUUUUAAACGGUGAAUAAAGUGCGGAAAAGUGUUACAGUGAAGUGUUUGAUUGAAUCGAGCCGUUUUUCGACCCGGACCUGGUCCGAUUUGAGGUAAAAGCAUCGAUUUUUGAUCUUGCUUGUAUUUUUUUCCUAUCGGCCCUCCCCGUUCACGGUCGAUUGCUUGGCGAUUAUUAUUGGCGUUCUGCGAAAAAUGCUCAUCGGUGGUGCGUAGCUGCUGGGGCCGCAGGCUGUGCCCGGAUUUGUGCGGAUUUUCCUGCCAACCACUGUAACAGCGGCAAUGGAUUCUCCAUUAGUACAUUAAUCUGCUGCAGUAUUCCAACAAUGGAUAGUGCCAACGGCAAUCAUCCACCGCCCGUCCCCGGUGGGGACAUGAAACCGGACGGCAGUGCUGGAGUUGGGCCUCCUCCCGGGAUGCCACCGAUGCACCCAUCCGGCUAUCAACACUAUGGUUAUGGUGGUCCCCCGCCACCGCCGGGAAUGAUGGACCAUCACGCCAAAGAUCCGUAUUAUCAUCACGCAGCGGCAGCUCGACACUACGAUCCGUAUUCCAUGCACGCUCCCUACCAUUCGUAUCAACAUCCGUAUCAUCAUCAAAGUCCCUACGGGGGUCACUCCUAUCAUCAUCAAGGCUCUUCAGCUUAUCCACAGCCAACAGGAAUGAUUCCACCAGGAGGACCUCCAUCCUCCACUUAUCCCGGAUAUUCCGGGCACACCUCGCAAGGCACUAUUCCACAUCCGACCGCCCCAUCUCUGUUGGGCGGAUCAUCGGCGGUCAUAACAGCUCAGAAGUCUCCUGAAAAACCAGGCUCCGCGAAAAUGGAAUCCGUCACACCGAUCCGGGACGACAAGAACAUGCUUAUCGGUCCUUCCAGUUCCUCCAUUGGACACGACGUCACAGACUGCGGUUCUUCCGGUAUUCCUCCCAAGCGCAAGAUUGAAAUACUGGACAAUGUGUUGAUCAAAAAAUCCAAGCAGGAGUUGGAAGCAGAAACGAAGGAAAAUCGACCGCUUUCCGUGACCGAGACUGCCAGCAGCAUACCGGAACCAUCUCCCGUACCACCACCCCCUACCGAAACCAGUAAAUCAUCCUUCCAAAUAUCAAAUCUAUUGGAAGAAAAACCCAGCAAAACAGAACCAUCGCCAUUAGCAGAGACUCCUAGCACUCCAUCGGAACCUGCUCCAACGGAACAGCCGCCUGAUCCUCCUCCAACCGAGGAUAAGCAACCAACGCCGGACGAACCUCCGAAGGAUGACCCCAAAAGUGAGGAACCAGAACCGGAAGAGGAAACCGAUCCACUGGCGAUUCCAUCGAAGCCGGAAGAGCCCGAGGAACCAGCCGCUUCGACAUCAUCCUCGCCAUCCGAAAAGCAGGAGCAGCAGCAAAUGGAUUUUGACAUCUCCGAGAAACUGAAGGAGAUGGGCGAAAUCAGCGUUAAACCGGUGUCCAAAUCGGACGCAUCCAAUGCCAGCAAGGUCAAGGAGCUGGAAUGCACGGAGGAGAUUUCGCUGGAGAUCACCAAGAAGGAUGCCGCCAUGCGAAAAGUGACCAACAUGCGGAAGAACAUCAAGGAGGUGAUGGACGACAAUCAGCUGGAUGCUUCGACGUUGGCCGCCCAGCGCCAGGAAUUGGAACGUUUGGCCCGAGUGCAGGAACAGCAGCGGAUCAUCCGGGAAGUUCAGCGUCAGCUUGCGCUCGAACGGCAAACCAACAAGACCGAACAGAAAGUGAUGCAGUUCCUGCAGGGGCAUGCUUCCAUCCUGAAGACCCGAGAACAACCGGGAACGUCCACGUCGGUUAAGAUGGGAUACGUGAAAAAUCCUUUCGAAACCAGAGGAAGGCCGCCAAAAGCUCGUCCGGUUCAGGGUAAUUUGACUCCAUCGGUGAGUAUUGCUCCGGUAGCUAAAUCAUCGGGAGCUGCUACUGGAUCGUCAUCCAGUUCUCUAUCGGCGCAGAUUCCAUCGUUUCCGGUGAGGACUUUCGACGAUAUGAUGGACAGCGAUGAAGAUAUGGACGAUGAAGAUGACGAGGAGGAAGACAGUGAAGCGGAAUAUAUACCAGCUCCGGAGAAGAAGGAAGUGGUCACAAUCGAUAGCUCUUCGGAUGACGAUUGCAUUGUGCUAUCGGAUGACGAUGAAGAACCGGAAGACGAUUCGGAUGACGAUCCUCAGAACAGUGGGAUGCAUGUCAACGAUUCGUACAACGUUCCGGAUGACAAGGGGCGAGUGGUGAUUAAUGUAGGCCAUACCGAAAGCGAAGAGGACAUUUUCCUUGCACCGCAGAUUGCCCGGAUCAUUAAACCGCAUCAGAUUGGUGGAGUUCGGUUCCUGUUCGAUAAUAUUAUCGAAUCGAUCGAACGGUAUGAUACCAGCACUGGGUUCGGUUGUAUCCUGGCCCAUUCGAUGGGACUUGGGAAGACCCUUCAGCUGGUUUGCUUCUGUGAUAUAUUUUUAAGGCACACCAACUCAAAAACGGUGCUCAUUAUAAUGCCGAUCAAUACGUUGCAGAACUGGUUAAACGAGUUCAAUACUUGGCUGCCGGAAGAUGCGGAGAAAAGUCCUUUGAAUAACCAUGGAGAGGUGCGACCGCGGAACUUCAAGAUCUUCAUUCUGAACGAUUCUCAUAAAACGCUCAAAUCAAGGGCCAAGGUCGUCCUGGAGUGGGCCAAAUGUGGAGGAGUUUUGCUGAUUGGUUACGAAAUGUACCGAUUGUUGAGUCAGAAGAAAAUGACCAAAAAGAAGAAGAAAAAGAAGAACGAUUCGGCACCGGUGGAGGAAGAGAAGGAAUCAACGGAAGAUCAGAAGAAUAUGUUCGACGAAAUCCACGAAGCGCUGGUCAAGCCAGGCCCGGAUUUGGUGGUGUGCGACGAAGGUCACCGGAUCAAAAAUUCUCACGCUGGCAUUUCGGUAGCGCUGAAACAGAUAAAAUCCAAACGAAGGAUUGUUCUGACCGGGUAUCCCUUGCAAAACAAUCUACUGGAGUACUGGUGCAUGGUGGAUUUCGUUCGUCCCAACUAUCUCGGAACGAAAACGGAAUUCAGCAAUAUGUUUGAACGACCCAUUCAAAACGGGCAGUGUAUUGAUUCCACUCCCCAGGAUAUUAAACUGAUGCGAUACAGAGCUCAUGUAUUGCAUUCACUGCUUUUGGGUUUUGUCCAGAGACGAUCCCAUGCAGUUCUUCAAACUUCGCUUCCACAGAAGGAGGAAUUCGUGUUGUUGAUUCGAAUGACUGAAUUCCAGCGAAAGCUGUACACGAUCUUCAUGAACGAGGUUGUACGAACCAAGGCCGUUCCAAACCCACUGAAAGCAUUUGCCGUUUGCUGUAAGAUUUGGAACCAUCCUGACGUGCUGUACAACUUUUUAAAGCAAAGUGAGAGAGAUCUGGAUUUGGAAAUCGAGGAAGCUGAACCGCCUCCACCUAGCAAAGGGGCAAAUCCGUUAGUAUCUCCUAAGCCAGAACGUCCGCCGCCGCCGCCGAAACCAGCACCUGUGGUGGAAAAGAAGCCAGAAGAAAAGAAGGAGAAAAAGAAACCCGGAAAGAAACCAGCGGCUCCGAAGCCUCCAAAACCGCUUGCUUUGAAAAAAGACGGAACACCCCGUAAACCUAGGACAACUAAGAAGCAACAGCAAGCUCUUAAAAAUCAACAAGCCGUUGGUAAAGACGGUAAACUGGUUCCCGCUGCCACCGUCAGUCCCAGUACGCUAAAUAAGGAUCCUAACGCUCCAGCAGAACUUCCUCAACAACCACCGGCUACGAUUCCAAUGGAUGCAACAGCUGUCAAACAGGAAUAUCCACCUCAAAACAAUUAUCCUCAUCAGCAACCACCAGGUCCUCAACAGCAAGGAAUGUAUCCGGGCUAUCAAAACCAAAAUUAUAAUCAACAAGCUCCUCCACCAGCUGCCCCGUACAACUACAAUCAGGGCAACUACAAUCAAGAUCCAAACGCGUACAAUAACUAUAAUAACCAAUACGGAUCCAAUGAUCCCUACAAUAACAGUAAUUAUGGCAACAACUAUUAUGGCCGUAACGAUUAUAACUACAACCAGGGCUACAAUUACAAUUAUGAUCAAAACUAUCAGAACAACUACAACAAUGGCAACAAUUACCAGAACAACUAUUGGGGCAACAAUAAUUACUACCAGCAACAGCAACCGCAGCAAGCUCCUCAGAACAAUUCCUACAACAAUGGUUACUACGGCAAUACCAAUCAAUAUGGCUAUAUGGAUCAAAACCAACAGCAAUACAACCAGUACGAGCAGAAAUGGGAUCCCAAUCAACCUGCAGCUCCACCGAUGCCAGAUCCCAACCAAACAACCUAUCCACCCAAUCCUCAAGAAGUGGUCCCACCACCACCACCACCGAUGGAUCCCCUUCUAACCCAGCAACAAGCCAAUGCCCAGUACGCCGAUCAGCCGUCGUUGGAAGACCUCAAGGAUCCGGUCAAACCGGUCGAGGUGAAGAUCGAAAAACCCACCGAAAUAGUCGACAUGGACACGAAGAUCAUCACCAAGGUGGAAGAGGACGUCAAACCACCGCCAGCAGCUCUAGUGGCGGAAAUAAAAGAAGAAAUAAAAACCGAAAUCAAACAAGAAUCUCCGGAGGGGAAUGGAAUUGCAGACAAGGGGGAUGAAAAACCUGUUGUUGAUGUGAAGCAAGAAAUUAAGACUGAAGAUGGGGUGAAAACGGAACCAGUGGAGGGAGAAGUGAAAAAGGAAACUGAAGAAACUGUAAAACAAGAGAAGAAGGAAAGCAGUGAUGAAGAGAAGAGUACUGGUGAAACAAAGGGGGAGAUUGACGAAGAAAAGUUGACGGAUGAGUUGCUCAAGAUAGAGGAUGAGUUUAAGGCAAAGGAAGCGAAGGAUAGCGGUAAAGAUGGCAAGGGGACAAAGGAUAAAGACAAGGACAAAGAUAAGGAUAAAGACAAGGACAAGGACGAGAUUCCCUACGAGUGGGCUUUCGAGCUUAUGAAGGGAUACGUUCCGGAUCUGUUGGAGAGCUCUCCGAAAAUGGAGAUCUUCUUUUAUAUUCUGGAGGAGAGCAUCAAACUGGGCGACCGGAUGUUGGUGUUCAGCCAGAGUUUGCUGACGCUGAAUUUGAUCGAGCGGUUCCUGCAGCGGAAUAAGAUUCCCGGAACGGAGAACAACUGGGCCAAGAAUGCGAGCUAUUACCGAUUGGAUGGUUCAACAACUGCACAAGAACGUGAAAAGUUGAUCAAUGAGUUCAACUCGAACCCGAACAUCCACUUGUUCCUGGUGUCGACCCGCGCUGGUUCGCUGGGUAUCAACCUGGUCGGUGCGAAUCGGGUGGUCGUUUUCGACGCCAGUUGGAAUCCCUGUCACGACACGCAAGCCGUGUGCCGCGUGUACCGCUACGGUCAGAAGAAACCGUGCUUCGUGUAUCGUCUGGUGGUGGACAAUUGUUUGGAGAAGAAGAUCUACGAUCGGCAGAUCAACAAACAGGGCAUGAGUGAUCGCAUCGUGGACGAGUGCAAUCCGGAUGCGCAUCUGUCGAUGAAAGAGGUGACCAGUUUGUGCUACGACGACGGCGAAGAUGGCGAAGUGAAGGACUUUAGCGAAGAUAAGGAUAAAUUUAUCGACGUGGUAAUGCAGAAUCUGUUGGAACUUUAUUCCAAGAAGCUUACAAAGUCACCGUUUGCUCACGAAAGUUUGCUGAUUGAUCGCAAGGAGAAGAAGUUGUCUUCGGCGGAGAAAAGGCAAGCUCAGCGAGGGUACGAAUUAGAAAAACAAGCGGCCACCAAGCCCAGUUAUUCGUACACAUCAAUGGGAACGACUUACAGAGCUAUCCGAACUCCGGAUGGCUCGAUCAUUCAUCGUCCUGUUGCUUCGGUUCGACCAAUGCAGGCAGAUGGUGCCGGGAAGAACUCGGUUGGUGGCGGUAGACAGACUAGAUGGAUACCGGCCGAAGUUUGGCAACGGCAGGGCAUGACAGCCCAGGAAAUGACUCUUCCUAUUGAUGUGGUAAUACCAACCAGUUCAGCGGACAAAUCCAAUAUCGUGUUGAAGGCUGGACAGAAAGUGAUGGUUUUGAAGUCACCCAAAGGGAUUUAUAUGCAGUUGGAAACGGGAAAGAUCAUUGCUAUAAGAACUGCCUUCAAAGUCGGGCAAGGUAAGGAUGCUGGAAAGGGUGGUGCUAACGCUGCGGCGGGUGGUGGACGAAAGCCCGGUGCCGCAUCGACUGCCACGAAGACUUCCCCUGCUUCGAAGGACGGGGGCAACUCGCAUAGUAUUCCCUCCAACUCGGAUGAUGAGGAUAAAUCCGAUUCCAGCAUAGUUCCACUCGAUCCAGACGAUAAGGAUGGAUUGAACAUGGAUGAUUAUCCAGAGAAGGAGGAUAUUUUGGAUUGUGAACUGAAGAGUGAUGAACUGGAAGAAGGUGAAAUUCGAGACGGUUUGGUGGGUGGUAAAGGUGGCACAGUAUCUCUUUUGAAUGUUGCGGCUUAUACAAACGCUUCGUCAGGACCUUCUAAAGAUAAAGGCUCAAAAUUCCCUAUGAUACAGUCGGCUUACUCGUUGGCUCCACAAGCACAAGAAGGCCAUGGCAAAAAAUUCCAACCAGGUGAUGUUCCUAAGCAAAAACGCCAGCAAACACCACCAGCGACAGUAACAAUCGAAGACGAGAUUCCUCCGUUGCGAGAAAAGGUCGUGUAUAAGCCGAAUCUCGUCGAGAGAAAAUCGAAAGUUCCACAAUCUUCAUUAAAAAAUUAUAGGCAUAAGGCAGGAAAAGCUCCAGAAACUGCUGCAGGCAAAUCAAGCACUGCAAAACAAGCCACCAAUACUGCUCCUGCUGGUCAGGCCCAUGUAUCAAUGGAUUCUCAAACAAGUAGUGGCAGUGAUGUUCCAUCGCCACAGAUUCCGGCAUCGCCAGCAGCAGUUUCCGAUCCUUCCCAAGCAUACCCAGCAAUGGGUCGUCAAGGGCCACCUAAUCAGCCCCAACCUGCCCAACAAACAGCAACAACUAGUCCUCAACAGCAGCAGCAACACUAUCCACACUCAUCCAGCUACCCCUCACAGCCUCACCAGCAGAACUCCUACGGUGUGCCAAACUCCCCCUCCACUGCCACCAACAAAAGUCCUAUUUUGCAUCAGCCUCAGCAUAUGCAUUCAUCAUCCUACGGUGGAUCUCCCAAGCAACAUCAACAACAAUCAGCGCAGCCGCCUACUUGGAAUCCAUACACCAGUGGCAACCCUUCCGCCUACUAUAGCCAGCAAUCUCAUGCUGCUCCUCCUCCUCCACCUCCUUCUCAAUACGAAUCGAGCCUCAACUUCCUGGAGAAAACAACCUCGGCCAUCAUCAAUAACCAAAACCAGAGCGAGUUCCAAACGUCUCUCAGCAACAUUACCCGUUCGCCCACACCCACUGACAAUUUCAUGGACUAUCAGCCGAAGGCAACUCCCACCGGAAAGAAAUCCGCCGCCCCCAAGAAGCCCCCCAAGCAGCCCAAGAAUGACUACAACGCCGCCAAGAAAGCCCUCAACAAGCGCAACAAUCCGUCACCCUAUCUUCCGGUGUCAUGUUCCUCGGCAUCGUCAUCCCCGUCGCCGUCGCCUGCUGUGAUGAAUCACAGCCAGAACAGCAACAGCAGCUCGCUCAGUGGUACCCCCACUCCGGUACCCCAGCAACAACAACAGCCAAAUGCGGCUUCCGCAGCCGGGUCCUUUGCGGCCGGUUAUCCUCCCGUUUCGAACAGCACCGGUGGAGGAAGCACAGGCUACUACGAUCAGUAUUCGCAGCACCAGCAGCAACAAUCAGCGAUGCCAGCUGGGGCUCCUCUAGCUUCGGGCCUGUAUGAUGGGCACGGUUCGGCGAUGAACCCCCAGCAAGCACCGUACGCAGGCCCGCCCGUGUCAUCGUCCUACGGUGGCUCAUCGUACACAUCAAGUAACAGCACAAAUACAUCUGUGAAUCGUUCAAACUAUUACCAAUCGCCACCAGCUUCGGUGUCGACCGCCAACACUGUAAUGUCCUCAUCAACGGUGUCAACCGAUUCAUCUAGUUACUAUCACCAGCAGCAACAGCAGCAAUCGACAACGGCUCAGCCCAACCAGGUAAGAAGUCAUUCCCGUGGAUCUUCAUCCCACGGUUACGCGCCUCCGCAGCAGCCACCAGCAGUAGCUACGGCACAUCAGCCGAACCAGCACCACCAUCAAAACUAUCAGGCCUCCCCGGCGGCAACGGUCAGCCCAACUGACGCAAGCUACCAACAAUCUUCGGCCAGUCCUUCCACUUUCGCUCCAUACUCCUCUUAUAACAGCACUGCUCCGAGCAGUGCUCCGGCUACCACCCAAGCGGUAAGCUCCAAUGGAUCCGCCUUCCAUCGUCCGGAAAGUGCUGCUCCAAUAGGCAAUGCCGCUGGAACCGCUACCGGUAGUUUUGAAAGCCCUCCCACUUACAUCCCGGAUAACGGCGCCAAUCCCUAUCAGUAUCCCUAUCAGACGCCCGGCUAUCAAUCCCAGGGCUACUACCCUCCCCCGGCGUAUCCUUACUAUCCGGCGGCGGCCCCGGGUGCUCCGUACUCGUCCGGUGAUUCCCAGUAUCAUUCGUAUCCACCGCCGCCGCCACCUUCCAACUACAACUAUCCCCCGUAUCCUAGUCAACCUGGCGUCGGACAGUGGCAGUAAGCUGCGCGUGCUGGCAUAUACGAUAUGGCGACCGUUGUAAAGUACAUAGAAUCUACUGUUAGGUGUUAGGUAUCAUCGCACGGCCGAACUUUGUAGGCUUUGAAGGCCUUCCGGCUUAUUUCUUGCGAUGAUAUUAAAAAAUUAGGAGGUCACGUCUGUUGAUAUUGCUUUUUGCAUGGCUCCUAUAUUUUUUUUUUGUUUUUCCGCGAAAAGCAAACUGCUUUGGAUGCUUCCUGUUCCUUUAAGUUAUGAUGAAGAGCCAAAAGGCAAAUGUUUACUAAGUAAAACAUGAAAUGCAUGUGGAUAUACAGCUAAAUGUGUAGAAUGCUCUCUAUUUUUUUUUGUAAAACAUUUUUCAAGCAAAAUAUUUUUAUUUUCCUAGAUUUUUUAAUAUAUUCUAUCGUGAAUAAACCACAUGUUCCUAUACUUAGAAAAGAUAACAGAAAAUAAAAAAAAUGCAUUUGAAAAAAGAAACUACAUCAUUAUGAAAAGAAAGUUUUCCAACGCUAAACAGUAGUGACAAAGAAGGUUUGAUAAGCAGCAGCUGCGAUUGGUAAUAGAAUUUGCGCUCCAGUGACAACCACAUUUAGGCAACCUACUAAAUACAUAAAUCAUUUCAGUGUAACUCACAAACACUGAACAAAUCCGGUUAGAAAAAAAAAACUUGCGAUAGUUGCAACAAACUGUAGAAAGACUUUGAUGUAUCGCUUUUGAAGGAUUCGAGGUAUGUGGAAUUAUUAGUUCUUUUUCGAUAGUGAGUCGUACAGGUUUUAUGUUUUUGACUUGAAAUACUUGAUACGGGUGGUAAGCAUGAUUUUGUGCGAAAGUUUUCAACAAAAUUUCUGUUAAAGUGCAGAUGGGACUAACUUGCGGUUCAUGGCAGUGUAAGUUCCUCCACUACAUGAUGACCCUGAUAAACUUCCUACAAUUGGUCACCAACAUUUCAAAAUGGUGUAACUGUUUUUUUUAAACAAUACCUUCUUCAAAUGCUGUGGAUCGUAUUUCUUACUUUCCACUCAACCCACCACCACUAUCAGAAAAAAGAUAGUUUUCUCUGCCUGGUCAUGAUUGUGGAUUGCGUGGUUAAAACAAAACUUAUUUGUACAAAUCAAGUAUUCAGCCAAUUCAACCGUGCUUGUGUUUAAUCUAGGGUGACAAAGGGUAUUAUCGGCAGGUUUGUUCUCUUCGUCAUGGGGGAUUUUUGUGGGCCGAAUCGCCUGAAAUUUGGGCAUAUAACUCAGCUUGGUUGGGAAGGAUUUGAGGCCAACUUUGAGAUCAACAGGUUAAAAAAAACUCCAUGGCGAAGAGAACAAAACUGCAGAAAAUACGUGAGUUGCCCUAUUUAAUUUGUAUCGACCUACUUUCAAUUUUUCGAGGUCGAUACGUCACUACUGUAAAUGUGAAAUUACGGCGAUCCUUUUUGUUUACUUUUGCAAUCUAUCGCCAAUUUUGUUAAGAUUUACACAGCAAAAACAUCUUUGUUGGAGUAACACGAGGAACACUCAUCGGCAAGUAUUUCAAGUCAACAAAACUGUAAUCUUCAUUAUAAUUUUGGCUACAUUCUUUUUCUAAUCUAUUAAUUUGUGCUGUCUUGUGAUGACUUCUAUGAAUUUCGUUGAUACAUUGAACAUAAAAUGAAACUCUUCCCUAUCUAAAACAGUGCAAUCUAUUUUUGUUGAUAUUCAAUAUAUGUAAAAUUUAUUUAAUGCUGUUUAUUUUUUUGCAUAGAUAUUUAUACGCAAAAAGCCAACAUAGGACUUGUGCUGUAACUAAGCACAAUAAAUAAAUGAAUAACAUUUAAUAAAAAAAAAAUAGAAUGAUGGAUAAUACGCUAAUUGUCGACUGUUAAAAAUUAACUAAAACAUUCAGGAACAGGAAUAAUAAUAAUAUCGGCUUUGCUUCAAAGUAGUUGCAACAAACAAGUCAAACACUAUUCCUAAAUGAUCAACAGCAGACAUAAACUACCGAUAUAGCCAAACUAGCAAUGAGUGUUUUAUCCUAAAAGCAUUUUAUCUACGAUCAUACAUGAACGUAUUGACAUGAAUCAGCAGUGUUAAGAAUUUUGCCGUACGCACUAUUAUUUAUUAUCAAUCUCUCCCUAUACAACAACCGCACGCUGCCCCCGAACAGCAUUGUAAGCAACGCAUUUACCACCAGCUAUCCGCAAGUCGUUUUAGGAAUCCCAAUUACACACCUAGUAGUUAUUCAUAAGUAGGAUUUGCUGAAUGUUCGCGAAAACCGGUGCAAAUAGGUGAACCGCCGGGUCGUCGUUUUUCAUCCUUUUCUCCUAUCAGUAGGUUUAUUGAAUGACUACCAAAACAGAUUUGCAUGAACAGUUAUAAUACGGUACACAAACACUACCACCAUACACAUUCAUAUGCCAGUUUACGCACGUAUCUUUUCUAUCGCGAGGGCGGUGCAGCCCUUACGAUCCUUUGAAAUGUUAUGACUGAUUUGAAAUUUAGUAGUAGACAAACUUAACAACGAUUACGGUUGACAAUUGGGUUUUUGUGCGGUAUGCUAUCGUAUCGGUUCCAUUCCUGCUGAGAUCGGAAAUAAAAUCAGUUAGAUUUGUACAUUAAUUACUCGCGAUCGUUUCGUUUGUGGGAAAUUUGUUCCGGGUACCUACAUACUGUGUAGCUUUUUGUUUGUAUAAAAAAUGAGUCGAAUUUUUCUUCCACUCUUGUUUUACUGUAUAGUUUUUAAUCGUUUCAACCCCGCGCUAAUUCUUAAGUCAGUACUAGAAGUAGGUAUGUAUUCAAUGUUGAGUAACCAUGUAGACAUGAAUUGUGGUUUUCGAGUUGGGAAGUAUGGUAUGAGGGGCGUGUCCCCUUUUAUGGAAUGAUUGUAUGUCAUGUGAAAAUUGUGCAGGAUAUUGUACGAUAAUUUUAAUCAAUGCGGUAUAAAUUAGAAUGAUAUCGACUAUGAUAAUACUAACACGAUACUAGCGUAAUGUAUGAACCGUAAUACAAAGUAUUUGAAAAAUUAAAA
This is a messenger RNA of Aedes albopictus (Asian tiger mosquito), 11983 nucleotides long. RefSeq lists its product as uncharacterized. Gene Ontology annotation, cellular component: nucleus. NCBI's taxonomy places the organism in Eukaryota, Metazoa, Arthropoda, Insecta, Diptera, Culicidae. Gene Ontology annotation, molecular function: ATP hydrolysis activity; ATP-dependent chromatin remodeler activity; ATP binding. Bases 677 to 8992 code for a protein of 2771 amino acids. The transcript is spliced from 6 exons. The record is from RefSeq and is a predicted model, not a curated record.